Messenger RNA from Zingiber officinale, 663 nucleotides. RefSeq lists its product as uncharacterized. Lineage: Eukaryota; Viridiplantae; Streptophyta; Magnoliopsida; Zingiberales; Zingiberaceae. The record is from RefSeq and is a predicted model, not a curated record. The transcript has 2 exons. The coding region runs from base 1 to 663 and encodes 220 amino acids.
AUGGGUGGUGUUGGCUGGAAAGCUUUUGGUAGCAACAUCUCCGGCAGUGAGUUAUCGGCUGAGGCAUUCAACUCAGUGAUCAAAGAGUACAACGGAACCACCAACCCGGAUGACCACUUAGCCAAAUUUGACAAUGCGGCCACACUUUAUUAUUACACCGAUGGAGUUAAAUGUCGAGUCUUCUUCACCACUCUCUUCGGAUCGGCACAACGCUGGUUCAAAAGAUUGUCGGAAGGGUCAAUCCACAACUUCAAGGACUUCCGGACGGCAUUCCUUCACCACUUUGCUAACAGCACCCGCCACCAGAAGAUGAGCGUGAACUUGUUCUCGCUCAAGCAAAGGCCUAGAGAGGCAUUGAGGGCCUACAUCCAGUGCUUCAAUCAGGUGGCGAUGGACAUCCCGACGGUCUCCUCGGAUGUGCUGGUGAAUGCCUUCACCCAAGCACUCACCGAAGGGGAGCUCUUCCGAUGGCUCAUUCGAAAGCCGCCGAGGGACUUCGACCACCUACAAAAGAAGGUGAACGAUUACAUCAACGUGGAAGAAGCCCAGGCGGCAAGGAAGAAAGAGACACCCGCCGAGCCCGCUGGAGUGUCUGAACGACGACAUAUGAGUAGUCAUCAACCCCCUAAGGGGCCUCGGUUGGGAGGAUCCCCGCCACACUAG